Messenger RNA from Prosopis cineraria, 1593 nucleotides. RefSeq names its product U-box domain-containing protein 35-like. Lineage: Eukaryota; Viridiplantae; Streptophyta; Magnoliopsida; Fabales; Fabaceae. Bases 123 to 1025 code for a protein of 300 amino acids. The record is from RefSeq and is a predicted model, not a curated record. The transcript is spliced from 4 exons.
UCUCGCAUCGUCUGACCCGGUUCAUCAGAAUCUCCCAAACAUCGCAACGUACAACACGAUCCAUUCAGGAUAAUAAAUCCAUCAAUCAACCACAUCGACUUCCAGUAAGCAACUCAAUCUGCAUGAAAAUGUCAGAGCAAACGCAAUCAAACGAUGAAUCAGCUGAAGAAAUCUCAAACUGCCCCAGCCAUGGCGGCGGUUUCAGAGGGUUCAAGAAGAGAAACCAGGUAUUUGAUGAUUACAGUUUAGUUGCCGACAACGAGAAGGCUAUAAAUGAAGACAAAUACGAAGAAGAAGAAGAAGGACGUUAUUCGGAUUCAGAUUCGGAUUCGCUGUUCGGUAUACAGGGUCCGAACGAGGAGGGUUUGGAACCGAUAAGAGAAGAAGACUGUGAGAGUAGUGUGUUCUCUCUGGAUUUUCGGAACUGGAAUGAUGUUGUGCAUGUGUGUGUGGGCAAACAUGGCGAUAAGUCGAGCUUCGAAGCACUUUCAUGGACGUUGAAGCACUGGAUCACACCUUUCACUACGCUUUGUCUUCUUCACGUCUUCCCUCUGGUUAGGCUCAUUCCCAGUCCCUUGGGAAAACUUCCAAGGAGUCAUGUAAACAAGCCGCACGUCAAUCUCUACUUAGACCAACACAAAUGUAAGAGGAAACGCCUUCUUCAAAGGUUCAUUGACUUGUGCCUUGCUUCCCAGGUUAAGGUGGAGACGAUACUUAAUGAAGGCGAUAACGUUGCUAAAAGCAUUGUGGAUGUCAUCAACAACGUAGGCGUCCGAAAAUUGGUCCUCGGAAUUACCAAAUCUAAUCUAAGAAAAACGGUGUCUCGCAGAAAAAAAGCAAUAGCAGGUGACGUAGUGAAAAAAGCGCCUGAGAACUGCGACGUUAAGAUCAUAUGCGAAGGAAAGGACGUUAUUUAUGACAUCGUUGGGGCUGCCUCGCCGCGUUCCAGCCAAAGCGGCACCCCCAGAUCUUCACGGGAAGAACAUGAAGCUAGUCGUAUUGUUCCCUACAAGAAGUUGAGGUGACUCCGAAUUUAAGCGAGAAAAUAAUCGUCGAGGAUCAGAGUUUUAGAUCGGGGAAUUAGACGCGCUAGGGUUUGUCAACAAGAAAAGUAUAUGUAAUUAUGAACAAGUAGAAUGUCGAGGAUGAAUCUUGUGGAAAAGCGUAUCAAUUUGAUAGGUUGAACGGAGACAUUCAAUCAUUCUUGGAGGAUCCAUGAUAUUCUUUGUUGGGAACACUGAAACAUCCGUGAUGCCAAAAUCCGUUUCGGUAGCUUCGAAAAUAAGCUGACAACAUAGGGAAAGGAAGAUGAAAUCACGCCUUUCUCGAGGGUAAGAAGAUGCAGAUAUUGCUUCGGGGUGAAAUAAUGGAGACAAUCAGCAUAGUCACUUUGCGCAAUCUCAACUUUAUUUUGAUUGUCACUUUCUCAACCAUCAUUCAAUUCAAAACUAGUAUUUCUAUAGGAUGAAAUAAAUACAUAAAACGACAUUUUUAUUCUUAAACCUGCUUAAUGUCAUUUUAUCAUUAAUUUUAAAAUCUUAGUAUGGAUAAAAUGAAAGAGUGAUUUGAUUUUUCGGGAUUUUGUGAAUAUGC